Messenger RNA from Cyphomyrmex costatus, 1269 nucleotides. RefSeq names its product exosome complex component Rrp45 (gene Rrp45). Gene Ontology annotation, molecular function: mRNA 3'-UTR AU-rich region binding. The transcript has 8 exons. Bases 43 to 1209 code for a protein of 388 amino acids. Gene Ontology annotation, cellular component: nuclear exosome (RNase complex); cytoplasmic exosome (RNase complex). Lineage: Eukaryota; Metazoa; Arthropoda; Insecta; Hymenoptera; Formicidae. The record is from RefSeq and is a predicted model, not a curated record. Gene Ontology annotation, biological process: U1 snRNA 3'-end processing; TRAMP-dependent tRNA surveillance pathway; nuclear polyadenylation-dependent rRNA catabolic process.
ACUAUAAGUUUUAAUACCUUUCCUUGAUAAUAUUUUUUAAAAAUGAAGGAAAUUCCUCUUUCGAAUUGUGAACAAAAUUUUACAAAUAAAUGUAUAGAAGAAGAAACGAGAUUAGAUGGUCGAAAAUUAUUAGAACCACGUUCAGUAAGAAUUUUCUUUGGCUCUAAGUGGGGAUGUUGCAUGGUAUCUCUUGGACACACAAGAGCAGUAGCACAGGUAUCAUGUGAUGUACAACAACCGAAAGCAUCUCGUCCUAAUGAAGGCACGAUACGCAUAAAUGUCGAACUUACUCCUUUAGCAGCACAACAUUUUGAAGGUGGCAGACUGUCCGAAGCAGCUAUAUUGAUCAGCAGACAGCUGGAAAAAUGUUUUAAAGAUUCAAAAUGUAUAGACUUAGAAUCUCUCUGUAUAGUAGCUGAUAAGAAGGUAUGGAAUUUGAGAAUUGAUAUUAAUAUCAUAAAUCAUGAUGGAAAUCUUGUGGAUUGUGCUUCUAUAGCAACGCUCGCAGCUCUUAUGCAUUUUCAUAGGCCAGAUGUCACAUCUACUGGCGAAGAAAUUAUCAUACAUCCAGCUUCCGAGAAAGAUUUUCUGCCAUUAACAUUGUUCCACUAUCCAGUCUGUAUAUCUUUUAUAACUUUUAAAAGUGGCAACACUAUAAUGGAUCCUACUUAUACAGAAGAAAGAGUUGGUGUCGCUCAACUUACUCUCGGCAUGAACUCUUAUAGAGAACUUUGUAGCUUGCAUUUCGAUUAUUUAACAAAAACCAUGACAGUCAAAGACGUCAUAUCCGCUGUUUCUAAUGAUGCAGCUAAUUAUGCAACAAAAUUAGUACAGCAAAUCAAGGAAGCAGUAAUCAAGGAUGUGCAAUCAAGGUACAAAAAAGAUGACAGCAACAUAUCUAGAUUUAAAGAAAGCAUUCAAGUUAAUAAAUUAACGACAACAAUUGGCAAUAACAUUAGCAUUAAAUUACGUAAAUGGGACGCAAUGGAUAUAAUCGAAGAUAAUUUCAUGGAAAUAGAGAAUGAGGAAAAAAGUCGUAUUAUAAAAUAUGAAGAAGGAUCUGCUGAAUUAAUACCCUUUUCCAACGAUUCAAUUAAGAAAGAAUAUUUUAAUACAUAUAGCUCUGAUUCAGACAAUGACAUUUUCGUCAAAUCACCAAAUCCAGAAAAAAAAGAUAUAGACUUAGUAUACUUAACAGAUAGCGACUAGAUUUUAAAAUAUAUAUUUUUGAAAGAUUAAAUGAGCUCAAUCUAAAUUUUUAUUCUAUAA